Thelazia callipaeda (thelaziosis nematode) is the source of this 684-nucleotide messenger RNA. The record is from the annotation of a GenBank genome assembly. Lineage: Eukaryota; Metazoa; Nematoda; Chromadorea; Rhabditida; Thelaziidae.
AUGUCAAGAGAUAGCCGUAUUUACGUUGGUAAUCUACCCACAACUGUUCGGGCCAAAGAUGUGGAAGACAUAUUCAGCAAGUAUGGCAGAGUACUCUAUGUCGAUUUGAAAGACCGACGACAACCAUACUUUGCCUUCGUGGAAUUCGAAGAUGUUAGAGAUGCUGAAGAUGCCGUUAGAGGUCGAGAUGGUUAUGAUUAUGAAGGUUAUCGGCUUCGCGUGGAAUUUCCACGAGGUGUAGGACCGAGAGGACCUGGAGGUCGACCGUAUGAUACUGGAAGAGGUUUUUCGUCUCAACGUGUUAGUUCUGGAGGUGGUUCCAGUGGCGGUCGACGAACAACGUAUCGCGUCAAGGUUUCGGGUUUACCUGCGUCAGGUUCGUGGCAGGAUUUGAAGGAUCAUAUGCGAGAAGCUGGUGAAGUUUGUUACACGGAUGUACUACGUGAUGGUACUGGCAUUGUCGAAUAUGCUUGCUAUGAAGAUAUGAAGUACGCUAUUCGCAAACUCGAUGACACAAGGUUCAAGUCUCACGAGGGUGAAACGUCGUACAUUCGAGUUAGGGAAGAUAAUGGUGAUUCGCGUGCUCGUUCUCGUUCUAGGUCUCCGGUUGGUCGUGCGACUCGAGGUUCGCCCGAAUACAGUCCUCCACACAAUAGCAGCAGAAGUCGCUCUCAUUCACGUUAA